AUGAGGGACCCAACUAGCGACAUGGAGCAACUAGAUACGCCACCACAACAGCAGCAGCCGCCGCAUCAGCAGGCAUCGAGUCUGCAGGCUGACCCCCCGCGCAGAAAUAACCAAAAAUCCGUCCGAGUCGCGUUUGGACCCGACCUUGAGACGCAUAUCCCGCCGCGCGAAAAAUCCCCCGCACCACCACUCUCGAACCACCACCGGUCGUUCACAUCCGUCGAACAGAAACAGUUGUUCAUACCGCCGGGUCGACCGACGAGCUCGUCUGGUGAGAACACAAAUACCACGCCGACCGAAAACAGUUCGCGGUAUACUUCAGAUCAUGCGGGAUCCGAAAGUGGUGGUGGUAGUGGUGGCGGAGCAGGACGGCCAACGGCGGUUUUGAAGAGGGCCAAGAGUGAUUAUGGUCCGCGCGGAGGGUUUAGUACGUCUUUGCUUGUGGAUAAUGAAGAUGAGGAAGACUUUGCGAUGAGGCAUGGGUGGCAGGAGGAAUAUACCUCGAGCGAGUAUCUCAAGGUUCUUCAUUCGAACUUCUACAUGUACUUCACGGAAAAGCGCCACGAGACGAAUGGCUUCCCGAGAGAUCCCGUCGGAAGCUGGCCAUCGCAGGACUGGCGAAUGAAGGACCGCCUCAAGACCGUUUCCGCCGCGUUAGCGAUCUGCCUGAAUAUCGGCGUUGACCCGCCGGAUGUCGUGAAGACAAACCCGACUGCCAAGUUGGAGUGUUGGGUUGACCCGACGUCUACUACUGGAGGUGGCCACAACAAGUUGAUGGAGCAGAUCGGGAAGAAAUUGCAAGAACAAUACGAGACACUUAGUUUGAGGACGCGCUACAAGCAGUACCUCGACCCUUCCGUCGAUGAGACUAAGAAGUUCUGUGUUUCGCUUCGCCGGAAUGCCAAAGACGAGCGAGUUCUUUUUCACUACAACGGGCACGGUGUUCCUCUGCCAACACAGUCGGGUGAGAUCUGGGUUUUCAACAGGAAUUACACGCAGUAUAUCCCGGUGUCGUUAUACGACCUACAGCAAUGGCUGGCGGGGCCUAGUCUCUUCGUUUUCGAUGUGUCUCAUGCAGGGAAUAUUGUGCAGAAUUUCCAGACAUUUGUCGAGAAGCAUGAGAAGGAAAACGUCGAGCAGAAGAGACUUGAUCCGAAUGCGCUUGUUCAGAACUAUGGGGACUGCAUUAUUCUUGCAGCUUGUCAGAAAAACGAAUCGCUUCCAACAAACCCGGAUCUUCCAGCCGAUUUGUUCACAUGCUGUCUUACCACGCCAAUCGAAAUUGCGCUGCGGUUCUUUAUCCUUCAAAAUCCCCUGCAGUCCAAUGUCAAGAUCGAUGAAUUCCGAGUUCCCGGUCGUUUACAGGACCGCAGGAGUCCCCUCGGAGAGUUGAACUGGAUCUUUACCGCGAUCACCGACACUAUCGCCUGGAAGACUCUACCACGGAGUCUGUUCAAGAAACUCUUCCGUCAAGACCUCAUGGUUGCGGCUCUUUUCCGGAAUUUCCUACUUAGUGAGCGGAUCAUGCGCACAUAUAAAUGCCAACCAAUUUCAUCGCCCGAGCUUCCCGAGACUCACAACCACCCGCUGUGGAAAAGCUGGGAUCUCGCUGUUGAAAUGGUCCUCGCUCAACUCCCUGCUCUAAUCGACCAUGAGGAGGGCCGUCGGCAAUACGAAUACCAACACUCCAGUUUCUUCGCGGAACAACUUACUGCCUUCGAAGUGUACCUAUCCUCUGGGCCAACUGAGAAGAGCCCACCAGAUCAACUUCCCAUCGUUCUUCAGGUCCUUCUGAGCCAAGCACAUAGGUUAAGAGCCUUGAUUCUGCUCAGUAAAUUCCUGGAUCUGGGACCAUGGGCCGUCCACCUAGCCUUGAGUAUUGGUAUUUUCCCAUAUGUUGUCAAGCUUCUGCAGUCAGCAGCUCAGGAGCUAAAGCCGGUCAUGGUGUUCAUUUGGGCACGAAUAAUGGCCGUCGACCAUACCGUUCAAAAUGACCUCUUGAAGGACAACGGAAUCCAUUACUUCAUCUCUAUCUUGAACCCCAAUUCGCCAAUUCCAGUGGGAAAUGCCAGCGAACAUCGAGCUAUGUGCGCGUUCAUUGUAUCAAUAUUUUGCAAGAAUUAUACCCAAGGACAGAACGUCUGUCUUUCUUCAGAUCUCUUCGAAUCCUGCUUGAUGCACCUGGCGGAUGUUGAAAACCCAUUGCUACGACAAUGGUCCUGCCUGUGCAUCAGCAUGUUGUGGUCUGAUUUCCCAGAAGCCAAGUGGAUGGGAAUUCGGUGUGCUGCCCAUAAUAGGCUUAUCGAUCUCAUUUAUGACCCUGUUCCGGAAGUCAGAGCUGCAAUGCUACAUGCUCUAACAACAUUUAUUGGUAUUCCGGAUUUGACGGAUCAAGUGGCACAUAUUGAGGAAGGCAUCGGCAUUUCUGUGCUGCCCAUGUCAUCAGACGGUAGCGUCAUUGUCCGGAAAGAGCUCCUGGUUUUCUUCUCCACUUUCGUGAAACGCUAUCAGAACAAGUUCCUGGUUGCUGCUUACGAGGAGCUCCAAGAGGAAAAGCAGGCCCUUCUUAAUAAACUGGGCUUGAGUAGCUCUCGCGAUGCACAGCCUAGCGAAAACGGUUCAGAGAGCACAGCAGUCAAGCCGCAGCCAAUGUCUCGGAACACCAUCUUUGGCGCAGUUUGGAAGCAACUUCUCGUUAUGUCUGUCGACCCGCAUCCUGACAUUGCACAGGAUGCAGGGUUAAUUGUUGAUUUUAUGCACUACUGUCUCCUUGACUCACCUAUGGCCACGCUAACUGACCGACUCCGUAAUGAGAUCAUGGAUCUCUCAGACCGAGUUGACCAGCAGUCACAGGUUCGAGAAAGGCCGAAUCCGAAGAGGGCUGCGCCACCACCUCCCCCCUCAGCACCUCCCAAGCAGGAGGGAUACAUCUCGUUGAGUCUUAGGCGAACUGCUAGUGUAGCAGCUUCGCUCAAGAACCUCGCGUUCGGUGGCGCGUCACAAGGAGACUCUCUAGAGUCGUCGGCCCGAACGUCGCCAAAGAGCCGUGGUCCGGCAACCCCACGAGGCCGAGCUCCCCCCGAAUGGACUCGACCUCCUGAGGUCAACGAUCAACUUGCUUCCCCGACAACAUACCAGCGAGCCCCGGUCCCCACGUCCCGAGGGUUUGAACGGAAAGAUCCGUCUUUGGUCCCAGCCAUCCCCUUGAUGAGUAGGUUUCUAGAUUGGUCCACAGAGUACUUCCGGGAACCCCAGAUGAAACCCAACGAGCCCGACGAGCCCGGUAGCUCAGAUUACAACGAGCGUCUGUGGAGACGUAGCCGCAACGAGAAGAUCAUCUCUGAAACACAGCCUCUGAAGGGCAAGGCAGGUAGCACUCGGUGGGAUAAUUCGAUAGCACUGCUGCCCAAUACCACCCAGCCAUUGAAGAUGUGCUUCCACCAGUUUGAAGACCAUAUUGCCGUCGCUGACGACAGGGAUACAAUUACAAUCUGGGACUGGCAAAAUCAUAAGCGCCUCAACCGGUUCUCCAACAGGAACCCCUUGGGAUCUAAGAUUAACGAAGUUCGUUAUAUCAACGAAGAUGACCAGGCACUCCUGAUGACAGGAUCGUCUGAUGGCGUGCUCAAAGUGUUCCGCAAUUAUGAAAACUCAAGAGACGUCGAAAUUGUGACCGCGUUUAGAGCCCUGCCAGAACUGAUCCCCAGCAAUCGAAACGCUGGUCUUGUGCUUGACUGGCAGCAAGGCCAGGGUAAGGCCCUUGUUGCAGGCGAUGUCAAGGUCAUCCGUGUGUGGAACGCAGCUACAGAAGUCUGCACUAACGAUAUUCCCGCUCGCUCCGGUUCUUGCAUCACCUCCUUAACGUCAGACCAAGUGGCGGGUAAUAUAUUUGUCGCGGGAUUCGGUGACGGUGCGGUCCGAGUCUUCGAUCAGCGCCUCAAACCCACGGCGUCGAUGGUCAAAGUGUGGCGAGAACACAAGCAGUGGAUCACCAACGUCCACAUGCAACGCGGUGGUCUAAGGGAACUUAUAUCCGGCAGUCGCAACGGCGAAAUAAAGCUCUGGGAUCUGAGAAUGGAUAACCCCAUCUCAACCAUCUAUGGCACAAGGGACACUCUGCGUACUUUGAGUGUCCAUGAGCAUGCGCCUGUUUUCAUGUUCGGCACAAACCGCCACGAAAUCAAGACCUACAAUGUUGGCGGAACGCACCUCUCCACCUUCGAGCCGUACUCAAGCUUCCUCCAUCACAACCGCUCUUCACCAAUCUCCAGCACCGCAUUCCACCCCCACCGUACCCUCUUCGCCUGCGCCGCUCUCAACGAUAAUCACAUCAACCUCGUGAGCUGCUAG
Aspergillus puulaauensis is the source of this 4350-nucleotide messenger RNA. RefSeq names its product ubiquitin-binding TORC1 subunit KOG1. Bases 1 to 4350 code for a protein of 1449 amino acids. Gene Ontology annotation, biological process: positive regulation of cell growth; cellular response to amino acid stimulus; regulation of autophagy. Gene Ontology annotation, molecular function: protein-macromolecule adaptor activity; protein binding. The record is from RefSeq and is a predicted model, not a curated record. NCBI's taxonomy places the organism in Eukaryota, Fungi, Ascomycota, Eurotiomycetes, Eurotiales, Aspergillaceae. Gene Ontology annotation, cellular component: cytoplasm; TORC1 complex. The transcript is spliced from 6 exons.